AUGUUGAUUCAGGCGUUAAUUUUAUUAACUGCUUUACUGCUUUAUUUUAUUAAUUACUACGCUAAAUAUAACGAAAGUUACUGGAAACAACGUGGUGUAGCCUUUCAUCCGAGGAAUAAAAUCUGGGGUCCAUUUUGGGAUUUCAUUUUUGGUGAGCGGGCGUUUUUUGAAGUACUCGGUGACAUUUACAAAAAAUAUCCUGAUGCACCCGCCGUUGGUGUUGGUUCUGUGAGUUCUCCGACUGUGCUUGUCAGAGAUGUUACAAACAUACGACACAUUAUGCAAAUGGAUUUUGAGUCCUUCAACCACAGAGUAAUUGAAGUACAACCAGGAGUCCGAUUGGCUGACAGUAUUCCGUUUAUGAACGGCAAGCGAUGGAAGCUAAUGCGUCAAAGUAUGACACCCUUAUUCAGUGUCGCCAAACUUAAGAAUAUGUACAGUGUAAUGGACAAAAGUGCGCAAGAUUUUGUAAAAUAUUUGAAUGAUCACCCUGAGAAGUUAAAAGGAAAUGCUUUUGAAACCCUUUCUACAUUUUGUAGUGCAGCAAUUGGCGCUUCAGUAUUUGGUAUUACUACAGAGUCCAUCUUUGAUUCACCUUUUCUUCAUAUGGCACAAAGUGCACUCGUGUCUACAUUUUGGACAAACUUGAGAUUUUCUCUUGUACUCAUCAGUCCUUGGUUAUUCCGAAAGCUGAAACUAGCGAUAUUCGCAGAGCAUGAAACAUUUUUCAUCAAAGCUGUAAAGCAGCUGAUACGGCAAAGGGAGAAGGAAUGUGUGAAGAAACCUGAUUUCGCAGACAUAUGCAUAAAUUUGCAAAAGAAAGGAGAGAUAAGAGAUGAAGAAACCGGAUAUAGCAUUAAGCCCACUGAUGAGCUUAUGGCGGCUCAAGCAUUUUUCUUUUUCAUAGCUGGCGUUGAGCCUAGUGCAACAGCUUUGUUUUGUACUUUAAUUGAACUAGGUCGUAAUCCAGAUGUAUUGAAGCGCGCUCAUGACGAAAUUGAUGAUAUUUUUAGGAAGUAUAAUAACACUCUAACCUAUGAGAGCCUGUCUGAUGCGAAAUAUCUUGAGAAGGUUUUGAAUGAAGGCUUGAGACUGUAUCCUCCUAUUGGUAUACUUAGAAGAAAAUGUGUAAAAGAUUCCGUACUACCUGUUGGGAAUAUCAAAAUAGAGAAAGGAACAAAAAUAUUUCUAAGUCCAUUCCAAGUUCAACGUGAUCCAAAGCACUUUCUGGAACCUGAUAAAUUUAUUCCGGAAAGAUUUUCUCAUGAAUCAGAAGGAUUUACUGAUCAUGCAUAUAUGUCUUUUGGAAAAGGAAAUAGGAUCUGUCUAGGAGAACGAUUCGCCCGAAUACAAAUAAUGACUGGUUUUAUAUAUUUACUUCGAUACUUCACAGUAAAAACUCACGUUCAAGGUGAUAAAAUAAAGUACAAAAAAGAACAGUUUCAAGUUACACCCUCAAAUGCUGAUGUAGAAUUUAUACCAAGGAAUAUCGAAGUAAUGACAUAA
This is a messenger RNA of Parnassius mnemosyne (clouded apollo), 1506 nucleotides long. Lineage: Eukaryota; Metazoa; Arthropoda; Insecta; Lepidoptera; Papilionidae. The record is from the annotation of a GenBank genome assembly.